AUGUUCAUCGCGCGAUCUGAAUACGACCGUGGAAUUAACACCUUCUCCCCAGAAGGGCGUUUAUUCCAGGUUGAAUACUCCCUUGAAGCUAUUAAGCUCGGUUCAACCGCCAUCGGUGUAGCUACAUCAGAAGGUGUAAUCCUCGGUGUUGAGAAGCGUGUCACAUCUACCCUGCUCGAGGCAUCCUCCGUGGAGAAGAUCGUCGAAAUUGAUCAGCACAUUGGCUGUGCCAUGUCCGGCCUGCAGGCUGACGCCCGAUCCUUAGUCGAACAUGCCCGCGUUGAAUCCCAGAACCACUCUUUCCACUACGCCGAACCGUUGCGGGUUGAGAGCUGCACUCAGGCGAUCUGCGACCUGGCCCUGCGCUUCGGAGAGACUGGAGAUGAUGAGGAGAGUGUUAUGAGCAGACCUUUCGGCGUUGCCCUGUUAAUUGCUGGUAUCGACGAGGAUGGUCCUCAGCUAUAUCACGCUGAGCCCUCCGGUACGUUCUACCGCUACGACGCGAAAGCCAUCGGGUCCGGAAGCGAAGGAGCGCAGGCGGAGUUGCAGAACGAAUAUCACCGCUCCUUGACACUUUCCGAGGCGGAGACGUUGGUUCUGAAGACACUUAAGCAGGUCAUGGAGGAGAAACUAGAUGCGAAGAAUGUUCAGCUAGCGAGCGUCACUAAGGAGAAGGGCUUCCGCAUUUACAACGAUGAGGAAAUGGGACGUGCUGUUGCUCAGCUGGGCGGGAACCAAUAAGUGAAAUCGGAUAUCCUGAAGCUCUGCUGGGACCAUCAUGAAGAUAUGUGUUCUACAGAGGGCAGUUAUGUUGGACUUGCAUAGAAAAGAACCAAAUGACCUUGCCUGAUGACCUUGAAACAAAUUCUUCUUCUUCUGCCCACAAUAUACGUAUAUGACGCUAAGGCUAACGUAUAGCUCGUGACUGAGGUCUAAAAUAUACAAUGGGUAUCAAGCUGAUCAAGAUGUUGAUCAGCGAAUUUUAUAGACACAGGGUUUCAGCACAGCGGCCUCUUCCUCUGGCGACAUUCCCUUCUCUUCAACCUUAGCCUUCUCAAUGAACCUCUUCUUACCAGCUGCAGGUGCCGCAGCAGAUGCAUGCGGACCCUUCGUCGGGGCACCACCCUGUUUCACAAACUCCAUUUUGACAAACAUCUUGUUCGACUUAUCCACAGACUCCGGCUUGAGAACAAACCCUCUCGUCCUAAAUACCUCAAUAAAGGCCGAGAUAUCAGUCCCGUCAUCCUGCGCAGGACGAGCAUCUUCGGCGUAGAUAUCUUCUUCAUCAACAUCAGACCCUGCGUCAUCAUCGCCCUUCUUCUUGAGCUUCUUCUUCUCGGCCUUGGUAAGGGUCCUUUUUGCGCCGAUCUGCGCCUUUUUGCGGGUGACUUUGCCGAAGCGGCUUUUCACCUCGCUGACCCAGCAUUCACCCUUGCCGUCGCUACGAAGGACGCGCCAGGCUUCUUCAACGAACGAAACCCAGUUCGUGCCCAUAAGACUCAAACAAAAGAUUGCAACGUCAACGGAACCGUCUUCCGCUGGAAGGUUGGAAAUGUCGGCUUUGGUUAUAGGAGAGUCUUUGGGGGCGUGAAGGUCGUAGCUGAGGAGUUUGAGCUUGAGCUUCUGGGCUGAUGGGGCCAGGGUGCGGUGGAGCUGAGCAUCACCACAGCCUAGAUCGGCAAUGGUGCAUGUGCCGUUGGGUCGUCUCGGUAUCGGUAGUGCCUGGUUCCGUGACUUUUGGUCUGGUUUGUUUCCUUUCCUGGGGGCAUUUGAGAUAGCGGCCCUGGCACGAAUAGCGCUGAUGUAUCCGUGGACAGGGUUUGAGGGCCAAGACUCUUUAACCUGGCGGGAGAAACCUGCGUGGUAUUCUUCGAAGAGUUCGGGGCUCGCAGUGAAGAGCUCGAGGGCUUUCGUCGACGGGGUGGUGUAGAGAGUUUCGUUCAAGUGGCGGAAGCGAGAAGAAAUCAGUUUUUGUCGCAUAGACUGUUGAAGAGGUGUUAGACUGGCCUCUGUCUUCGGAGGCGCUACUGGUAGCGACUCGGUUUGAGGGACGGAAUCGGUAGCCGGUGCAGAUCCUUCGGACUGCUGAGGACCCUUGUUCUUGUUCUUCCUCUUCCUCUUGGAUUUGCCUUCGGUAGCAUCUGAUCCUGUGGGCUCCGUUUCAGGAGCCACUUCGGAGUCUGCGUCUUGUUUGGGACCAUCGUCUUUCUGUUCCUUCUUGCGCUUUUUGUCAGGCCUCACAGAUUUGGCGUUGUUCUGCUUUCCAUGCUUCGCCGGGCCAGUCAGGCCUUCAAUAUGACGGCGGUACAUCGCGUCCACAUUCUUCUUGGUGACCUGAUCAUCCCGCUUGCGCUUCUUCGAUUUGGCGUUUGCAUUCGGUUUGGGCGACUCGGUGGUCUGGGUCUGGGUCUGGGUUUUCACGGGCUCGCUCUGCGGUUUGAGCGCAGAUGCUGAAACUGACCAGCCUGGAACGGCAAACAUGAUAGAAUUGACGAGAGGCAACUGCUUCCGAAAACUGUCCGUGGGAAUCAAGGGACCGUUCCGUUCGAAACCAACUGGGAG
Molecule: messenger RNA, 2562 nt
Organism: Aspergillus calidoustus
Lineage: Eukaryota; Fungi; Ascomycota; Eurotiomycetes; Eurotiales; Aspergillaceae
Source: the annotation of a GenBank genome assembly